Molecule: messenger RNA, 5842 nt
Organism: Carassius auratus (goldfish)
Lineage: Eukaryota; Metazoa; Chordata; Actinopteri; Cypriniformes; Cyprinidae
Product: tyrosine-protein kinase ABL1-like
Exons: 11
Coding region: 901-4143 (1080 amino acids)
Biological process (GO): protein phosphorylation
Molecular function (GO): protein binding; non-membrane spanning protein tyrosine kinase activity; ATP binding
Source: RefSeq, a predicted model, not a curated record
ACGUCACGAGCGUAGCUCGCGUGCGCGAAUAUGGCGGUUCCUACGACGACGAACGACUCCGAGAAAAGUGCUAAAAGUUAUGAAGUAAAAUAAAGACAUGACGGGAAUCAACAUUUAAAGUCUGCGGAAGAAUCCAGCGGAUGUUCGGUGAGGAAACGAUCCCGACAGAGACACGUACAGACUGCGCGGAGAGAGUUUACAGUCGCCUCAGAGACACGCGGAAGUGACGAGACUUUAACAAACUCCAGCUAAACACUGAUCAAAGUCACUCAAACGGAGAGAUACUUCAGGAUUAAAGUGUCUGAGGGGGAGUUCAGACAACCAGUAAACACUAUUUCACACCGACUGUUAAACCUGACUUGUGUUUAACUACCCCAACUUUCAUCUAAAGGUGUUUUUUUCUCGAGGAACAACGUUAUUUACGUCAGUGACGUCGAUUAUUUACUCAUUUACAGAUGUGUAAGAAUAACCUUUGACUGACACUAACAGUCACUACCAAAGAUACACUUGUUUUUCUUUUAUUAAACCGUGAGACCUUUCAAGUGAUUAAUAAUAAUGAUUGACUACGGUUUAAUGCACAUCAAGAUAUUUAUCAUAAUUAUCGACAUGAUGAUGAUGAUGAUGAUGAUGAUGAUGAUGUGCCCGGAGCUCGUGACGUCACCGUGAUUGACAGCUCCGGCUUGAGCUCGCGCUGGAGAGAUCUCAUGCACUGACUCUGAUUCUGAAGAUGGAUGUGUCUGUUCUUCACCUCACAGUGCACUGAGAACACACACUGCUCUUUCACUUCUGUGUACUUUAAGCUUUCAAAGCUGUGAUCUGAAGACAGCCGUCAAGCCGUCGAUGCAUGACCCUCACAGAAGAGCAGACCGGACCGUGGUCAGUAACGUCCCGUGAGCUCUUAUGGGGCAGCAGCCUGGGAAGCUAGUCGGGGACCAGAGGAGACCGAGUCUGCCGGCGCUGCCCUUCAUCAAGGGAGCAGGGAGAAGAGAGACGUCUAGACAGGGAGCGCAGCACUGCAAUGUGUUCACCGUCCAUGAAGCGCUCCAGCGGCCGGAUUUCGAGGCCGGUCUGUCCGAGGCGGCGCGCUGGAACUCCAAAGAGAAUCUGCUGGCGGGACCCAGCGAAAACGACCCCAAUCUGUUUGUAGCGCUGUAUGACUUCGUCGCGAGCGGAGAUAACACUCUCAGCAUCACCAAAGGAGAGAAGCUGAGGGUUCUGGGAUACAAUCACAAUGGCGAGUGGUGCGAGGCGCAGACCAAGAACGGCCAGGGCUGGGUUCCCAGUAACUACAUCACACCGGUCAACAGCCUGGAGAAGCACAGCUGGUACCACGGACCUGUGUCCCGAAACGCUGCGGAGUACCUGCUGAGCAGCGGCAUCAACGGCAGCUUCCUGGUGCGUGAGAGCGAGAGCAGCCCGGGUCAAAGGUCAAUCUCACUGCGCUACGAGGGACGAGUCUACCACUACCGCAUCAACACGGCCUCCGACGGCAAGCUGUAUGUUUCGUCCGAGAGCCGCUUCAACACACUAGCAGAGCUGGUCCACCAUCACUCCACGGUGUCCGACGGUCUGAUCACCACGCUGCAUUACCCAGCGCCCAAACGCAACAAGCCCACCAUCUACGGCGUCUCGCCCAACUACGACAAAUGGGAGAUGGAGCGCACGGACAUCACCAUGAAACACAAGCUGGGAGGAGGACAGUAUGGAGAGGUGUACGAGGGAGUCUGGAAGAAAUACAGCCUGACCGUGGCCGUCAAAACCCUGAAGGAGGACACAAUGGAAGUGGAGGAGUUUUUAAAAGAAGCUGCGGUCAUGAAAGAGAUCAAACACCCGAACCUGGUGCAGCUGUUAGGUGUCUGCACACGUGAACCUCCGUUUUACAUCAUCACUGAGUUCAUGACCCACGGAAACCUGCUGGAUUACCUGCGAGAGUGUAAUCACGAGGAGGUCAACGCUGUGGUGCUGCUCCACAUGGCCACGCAGAUCUCCUCCGCCAUGGAAUAUCUGGAGAAGAAGAACUUCAUCCACAGGGAUCUGGCUGCCCGUAACUGCUUAGUUGGGGAAAACCACUUGGUUAAAGUGGCAGAUUUUGGACUGAGUCGCCUGAUGACUGAAGAAACCUACAUAGCACAUGUAGGAGCCAAGUUUCCCAUUAAAUGGACCGCCCCGGAGAGCCUGGCCUAUAACAAAUUCUCCAUCAAGUCGGACGUGUGGGCGUUUGGAGUCCUGCUUUGGGAAAUCGCCACCUAUGGGAUGUCUCCGUAUCCUGGAAUCGACUUGUCCCAAGUGUACGAGCUGCUAGAGAAAGAUUACCGCAUGGACCGACCCGAGGGAUGCCCAGAGAAAGUCUAUGAGCUCAUGAGGGCCUGCUGGAGGUGGAUCCCUGCGGAGCGGCCUUCUUUUGCUGAAACCCACCAGGCGUUUGAGACCAUGUUUCAAGAGUCCAGUAUCUCCGACGAGGUGGAGAAAGAGUUGGGCAAAAAGAGUAAGAAGCUCACACUGGGUCCGAUUCAGCAGGCUCCAGAACUUCCCACAAAGACGAGGACAUUGCGAAGACAUGCGGACAGCAGGGAUGGCGACAGUCCGGACGCGGCAGACGCCGAAGGAACCGGGCUCCCGAUGCUCCCGAGGCCUGUCCUUGAUAGCAACUUAAACGAAGACGAUCGCCUCAUAGCCAAAGAUAAAGAUAAACUGAACGGAUUCAUUCGGAAUUUAAUCAAGAAGAAGAAGAGAACGGCUCCAGCUCCCCCUAAACGCAGCAGCUCCUUCGGGAAGAUGGAUGGGCAUCUGGAUCGUAGAGGACUGGCUUCCGACUGCAGAGAGGAAUUUAACAACGGCGUUCCCACUAACGACGGCAUCGACUCUUCUAAAUUGGUCGGCUCCAACUGUACAACGGUUGUCGGAGUCACCAAUGGAGGCCUGGUGUAUCCCGGUCAGCUCUUUCCAUCUCAUUCACGGAAAAAGGGCACGACUUCGGCCGGCGGAGGGAAGCUUGCCACAGAAGAAGACCCCAUGUCAAACUCCAAGCGCUUCUUGAGGUCUUCUUCCGCCUCUAGCACGCCUCCAGGCUCCGAGCGCACCGAGUGGAAGUCUGUAACCUUGCCCCGUGAUAUACAGUCGUCUCACUUCGACUCGGGAACCUUCGGAGGAAAGCCAGCGCUGCCUCGCAAGAAAACUGAUUGUGUGUCCCGUGGUGGCACCCUUACUCCACCACCACGCCUUCCCAAGAAAACCGACUCGGAUGCACCAGACGAAGUGUUUAAGGACUCGGAGUCUAGUCCUGGAUCGAGUCCUUUGACUCUGACACCGAAGCUCAGCCGUCGGACAGAAAGCUCUAAAACGAGUGCCUUGCAAGCAGAGCUGUUCAAACCCAGCGUGGGAGACGAAUCCAGAUCUCGAAGGCUCAAGAACUCUUCCGAAGUCCCUGGACAAAGAGACCGGGAGAAGGGGAAGUUCGUCAAACCCAAACCAGCUCCUCCUCUGCCUCCGGUCUCGAGCGGCAAAUCUGGAAAGACUUCGAGGAGUCCCACUUUUGACGUUUCUGCGGACACUAAAGUCAAAGGCUCGUCUGAACACAGCCCUCCAAGUCCCGGUUCCGGAGAACAAGGCAAAGGCGUGAGCUUUUCCCAAGAUAGUGCUAAGAAAGUGCCAAAAAACACCUCAAAAGUGCAGCCGCCAAAGCCGACUUCUGUAUCCCCAAGCGGUCAGCUGCCAGGGAUGGGAACGGGAUCAGCCGUCGGAGAUCCGGGAUCCAGCUUCAUUCCCCUCAUGACGACUCGCCGCUCGCUGAGGAAGACACGGCAGCCGUCGGAGCGGAUCUCUAACUCCUGCAUCACGCUCGAGAUGAUCCUGGAGAGCAGCGAGCUCCUGCGAGCCGCCAUCGGACGUGUUUCGGAGCAGACCGGCACCCAUAGUGCUGUGCUGGAAGCCGGCAAGAAUCUGUCCAAGUAUUGCGCCAGCUACGUGGAGUCCAUCCAGCAGAUGCGCAACAAGUUUGCGUUCCGCGAAGCCAUCAAUAAGCUGGAGAGCAGCCUGCGCGAGCUGCAGAUCUGCCCCGCUGCCACCGGGGGAGCCAACACGCCUCCAGACUUCUCCAAGCUGCUGUCCUCCGUCAGAGAGAUCAGUGACAUCGUCCAGAGGUAGCAGAGAAGAGCAUGGGUGCCACCGCCAUCUUCUGUGUGUCUGGGGCUGCUCUGGUCAUGUGACCCACCUCAGCUCUUCUCAAGCCAAAGAGAGGAACGUUUCGGAGCGGUUCAGUGUCUUCUUACUGAGCUCGAGUGCAGGGGAACCAUUCCUCGAGAGUCUGCUUGGACAUCAUGAGCCCAGGAUCAAGUCUUUCUCUCUAAUCCAGAAAAGGCUUGUUUUCUAGUCUAAAUGUCUACAGAUUCUAGAGUUAAGAUGCUUUACUUGACCGUAAAAUGACUCGAGAUUUGAAGAGUUCUUAUGCAGAAACGUUUUUAAUCAUUUUCAAAAAUCAUUAUUUAUUGACUAGGUUAAAAACCAGCUAACUAACACAAAAAAUUAAAAACAUGAUUUCUUAAAAAUAAAAAGGUUUUUGUAAAUAAACUUUACAUUAUUUCUUGUUUUCUGAAAAAAAAAAUUGUUUUUGCUUUAUAACAAGAUCUACCACUGGGGUGUGAAAAAUAAUGCUGUUUAGCCUUUGAAUUCAGAUUAUUUUUCUUAUACCAUUGGAGAUAUUUUUAAUUGUUUCAAGCAAAUAAAUCUUAAUUUUGAUAGUUAUUUUCAGAAAACAAGAUAAAAUAAGUCUUGACAAAAUAAGACAAAAUCUUAAGUAAAUACAUGCCGAUUAAAGAUAUUUUUUGAUAUUUAUUCCAAAAAACAGCAAAAAUACUAAGGAAGAAAAUAUAUAUAUAUAUAUAUAUAUUUGCAGUGGCUUCUCUGCAUUUUCUCAAGUAUUUGUUGAAAACAGCAUUAUUUCAUGACUGACAGAAAAACACCUCAUGUGCCUCACUCUUCGGGAUCAGAAUAUAUUUUUGAACUACAUUCACGAUCGUAAUAUUGAUAAAGACUGUUUAGUGUAGGUUUCUUCAUGUGUUUGGUCAAGAAAGCUGUCCCUGUGAUGUGAGGAACUUCAGUUUGUAAUCGACUCGUCUGUCGUGUAUUGUGUGAUUGUGACCGUGACGUUUCACCGAUGAUGUGCUCGUAAACUCAUCUUUCCAGACUCCUCAAGGGUUCUGACACGAUCACUACAUAAACACCUUUCUGGAAACACACCGUUGCCUUAAAGAGACUCGCUGAUGAUGGACCCGGAUGGGUGAUGAAACACUACAGUCUCGAGCAGAAGAGAGAUGCGCUGCAUUUCCAAGGUUUUCCCCACAGCACUGACGGAAGUGCUCCGGGAUCACUGUGAACAGAGCUGCUUUAUCCUCAUGAUCUCGUCCUGAUUCGUUCCAGUCUGUUGUGCUUGUGUAUUUGGGAGAAUGCAGUUGUUUCAGUAUUAGUUUGUCUCUUCUGAUGCCUGAGAUCGAGGCCGAACACAAGCUGCCCGUGAUGACCUUUCAUGCUUUCUCUUAUCUCUUGAAAUCAUGCCACUAUUUUUUAAUGUGUAUUCAAGCCUCACACUUUUAUAGAUUAAUUGCUUGUCUUUGUAAAUACACGUCACAUAUUUUCACUCGAUUCUUUCUGUAAACCUUGGUGCAAUUUGUUGCAAAAAUACAAAGCAGUUUUUCUACUUGAACGAGAGUUGUUUCUGUCAGCGUGCUCGUAUCGUCUGCUUGAUACACAGGUGUUCAUUUUCAUUUUAAAUGUGUAUUCAGAAUGAAGCAGAAACGCUGUUCUGUCUAGAGCAUUUAUUUUUCAUCAUUAAAACCACACACACACA